This is a messenger RNA of Fomitopsis serialis, 654 nucleotides long. RefSeq lists its product as uncharacterized. The transcript has 6 exons. Lineage: Eukaryota; Fungi; Basidiomycota; Agaricomycetes; Polyporales; Fomitopsidaceae. The record is from RefSeq and is a predicted model, not a curated record. Bases 1 to 654 code for a protein of 217 amino acids.
AUGCAGGAAGGACACAUGCCUGCCUCCAAGCUGGCAUCCGGAAGUGUCAUAGGAAGCAGGCCAACUCAGCAAAGAACUAUCCAGACUGGCCAGCACGAAGUUUCCGAUGUUCUAAUUGUGACAUGCAUAUCCUCUCAGGCAAUGUCCAUGACCGUGACCUCCUAUCCUAUUGUCAUUGUACCCAUGUGCCGCUUCCAGACAACAGCUUGCAUUGGUGAAUCUAAGCUGAUCCGAGUCAGUGGUAUGAGUCGACCGCAAAGAACUGGGCUUGAGUGGGAUGGACGACGGCUCAGCACCAAGGUCUUUCCGGGGCUGAACAAGGCAAAAUCUCGUGUAUUAACAGUGUACGACUAUUUCUACACCAUCACAAACGAGUUCAUCCGGGCAGAUACACCCGUGCAAGACUUCCCUCUCCCUCUCUGCCAGAUCCCUCUCUAUAGAGAGUCCCUCAUCAAAGACAUGGAUCUCACAGGGAGCUACGUGCGAGGCGAGCGGCCCAUUGUACCUUUGUGCUCCAUGAAGGUGGGAUUUGUCGACUUGCUGUUCCUACAGCCUGUGGGUUUGCAGAAACCUUGUCGUCCACCAUCCCCAUCCUUCGAAGGUGAAGAUGGCUGCACCGUGAUAACGGUGGAGGAAGGACUGGAGGAACACUAG